Chrysoperla carnea is the source of this 6514-nucleotide messenger RNA. It is a transcript of the gene mon2, whose product is annotated as protein MON2 homolog. Bases 286 to 5829 code for a protein of 1847 amino acids. The record is from RefSeq and is a predicted model, not a curated record. The transcript is spliced from 10 exons. NCBI's taxonomy places the organism in Eukaryota, Metazoa, Arthropoda, Insecta, Neuroptera, Chrysopidae.
GAACAAGCAGCAGUUUAAUUAAAAAUUAUUUGAUUUAAUAUAAAUUGGUGUAGUGUUUAAGUGUACUUUAGUGUACUUAAUGUAGUGUAGCUGUCAUCUGUCAAUUGUUAUCUGUUACUGUUAUCACCUGUCUGUCAUAUCUACACAACUAACAGUAUCAUUAUCAUCUAGUGUACCUAGUUUUACAAAAUAGUUACAAAAAACAAAACAAACAAACAGUAUUCAGAGUAUUUAUUUAUCUUAUCUUGUUCAAUUUUAUUUUAUUAGUUGUAUUUUAUUUAAACAAUGGCAUAUGAUCCACGAAGCACACACAACCAAGAAGUACUCAAGAAAUUUAUUGAAACUCUACAAAAUGAUUUUAAGAAUUUAUCAUCUGAAACUAAAAAGAAAUAUCCACAAAUACGUGAGUCAUGUGAAGAAGCUAUCAAUAAAUUAAGAUGUGCUACGAAUGUUCCAAGACCUACCUUGUACGCGGUCAUCAAUCAAAUUUUGUAUCCAUUGGUCCAAGGAUGUGAAUCCAAAGAUUUAAAAAUCAUUAAGUUUUGUCUCGGAAUGAUGCAAAGAUUAAUAACGCAUCAAGUGAUUGAUCAGAAAGGAGCACGUUACAUCACAGACACACUUUGGACUUUGAUGGAAUCGGGCACAGAAGAAGUGAAAAUAUUACAAUCAGUCACUUUACUACUCACCACAAACACAAUUGUACACGGAGAAACAUUAGCUAAAACCUUGGUGCUAUGCUUUCGUUUACAUUUCACCAGAAACUCAACGACAAUAAAUACGGCUGGUGCUACUGUACGACAACUGGUAUCGUUGGUCUUUGAACGUGUGGUUGUUGAAGAUAAUGCUAUUGAACAACAACAACAGAACAAUGAUAAUGCUAAUACUAAUGCUAAUACCAAUAUGGAAGAAUUAAAAGUAGCUAGUGGACAACCUCCAAAAGGUUUGCAACCUUGUGCUGCUGACGCUUAUCUUAUGUUUCAAGAUUUAGUACAAUUAGUGAAUGCAGAUCAACCAUACUGGUUAAUUGGUAUGACUGAAAUGACCCGCACCUUUGGAUUAGAAUUGUUAGAAUCAGUUUUAGCUAAUUUCGCAGCUGUCUUCUAUAAACAUCCAGAAUUUAGUUUCUUGUUAAAAGAACGAGUAUGUGCGUUGGUUAUAAAAUUAUUUUCGCCCAACAUCAAGUAUCGAAGUGGUCAAUCAGCAUCCUUACAACAUCAACAUCAACAUGUAACUCCGUUGGAUAAGCCUUAUUUUCCAAUUAGUAUGCGAUUAUUGCGUGUUGUUUCAAUUCUUAUACAAAAGUAUCAUAGUUUAUUGAUAACAGAAUGUGAAAUAUUUCUUUCGUUGAUUGUAAAAUUUUUGGAUCCAGACAAACCCAGUUGGCAACGAGCACUAGCCCUAGAAAUGCUACACCGUAUGACUGUACAACCAGAACUAUUAAAAUCCUUUUGUGAGUGCUACGAUUUGAAAGCGCAUGCCACAAAUAUCUUCCAAGAUAUUGUCAAUUCGUUGGGCACCUACGUACAAUCAUUGUUCUUAAAUCCACAAUUAAUUGGCAGUGGUCAAUCUGGUCAAUCGGGUCAUGUUGGUCAUGGUCACGCUACAAGUACACAUUCAAGUAACAUGAAUAUGAGUCAUGCAGCUGCACAUAAUUUAACAGCUGCAGCAAUUCAAGGUCAUCCUCCAGCUUUAAUGGCUGGUCUGCCAGUUGGACCUGGUGUUUCACCACAACGUGGAUUCUUUUCACGUGGAAUUUGGUUACCUGUUGUUGUCACGUUUGCACAAGGACAAGCCAAAUCAACUUAUCUAGAAAUGUUGGAUAAAAUUGAACCACCUCCAAUUCCUGACGGCUAUGGAAUAUCAAUAGCAUACGCAUGCUUAUUAGAUAUUAUCCGUUCUCUAUCAAUUAUAAUACAGGGAGUUCAAACGAUUCAAACCAAUUCAAGUGACGAUCAAACUCAAAAUGCGUUGCCAAUGAAGUACACAGCUCGCGAUCAGAAUGAAGCCGCAAUGCACGCACAAUUAAUCAAUUCAAGUUGGUGUGGCUUGUUGGCAGCACUAUGUCCAUUGAUUGACGCAUGCACGGACGAACAAGCCUCUGAGAACGUGCUUAAAGCUAUGCAAACAUUCGCAUCGUUGUGUGGAAUGUUGGAUCUACGCAUUCCACGCGAUGCAUUCAUUACAGCCAUUUGUAAAGCGUCCUUACCGCCUCAUUAUGCGCUAACUGUUUUGAACACAGCAACACCUCCCGGCUCCGGGAAUUCAAUUCGAGGCCAUUCACGAUCCGGUAGUGGCAGUGGCGGUAGCAGCCAAGAUAUGAAUGCGCAUGCACAGUAUAUGUCAGUUUAUAACGCAGCAGCUGAAUCAGAUUUUCGACCACAAAUUGUUGUAGUUGGAACUCCGUUGCCAACAUCUUCAUUACCAAUUGGUGCUCAUCAAGGUCCAGUUAUGUUAACAAAUAAAAAUUUACAAUGCAUGCGUGCACUGCUAGUUCUAGCACAUUGCCAUGGAAGCAUAUUGGGUACCGCCUGGCACUUAGUAUUAGCCACACUGCAACAUUUGGUGUGGAUACUUGGAUUGAAACCGUCAACGGGUGGUUCAUUGAAAGCUGGUCGACCGACACCCGAGACAAAUGCGGUUAUCACAAACGCCGUAAUGGCAGAUUUACCUGUCUUGUCCGUAAUGCUAAGUCGUUUGUUUGAAUCCAGUCAAUAUUUGGAUGACGUCGCUCUACAUCAUUUAAUUGACGCACUCUGUAAAUUAUCACAUGAAGCUAUGGAAUUAGCGUGUUCGAAUCGUGAACCAUCUCUGUUCGCGGUUGCUAAAUUAUUAGAAACUGGCCUAGUGAAUUUACCACGUGUGGAAGUACUAUGGCGUCCACUUACAAAUCAUCUGUUGGAAGUGUGUCAUCAUCCACACAUCAGGAUGCGUGAAUGGGGUGUGGAAGCCAUAACGUAUCUUGUGAAGGCUGCAUUGCAAUAUAAAUACAGCAGUGGCCCGUUAAAAGAUAACCAGAAGCUUCAAACUCUAUUGUUGAGUCCUUUAUCAGAGCUGUCUUCAGUGCCACAUGGAGAUGUGCGUCAACGACAAUUGGAGUGUGUCCUUCAAGUGUUGCAUGGUACUGGUGAAUCUUUGACUCAUGGUUGGCCUUUAGUUUUGGGUAUAAUUGGAGCAGUAUCAAUUCAUCAAGGUGAAAGUUUAAUUCGAGUUGCUUUCCAAUGUUUACAAUUGGUUGUGACGGACUUCUUACCAAUAAUGCCUUGGCGAUGUUUGCCUCAAUGUGUAGAUACCGUUAAUAAAUUUGGAUUUCAAACAGAAGAGCUGAAUAUUUCUCUAACAGCUGUUGGACUAAUGUGGAAUAUCUCCGAUUAUUUCCAUCAAAAUCGUAAUAAAUUAUCCGAGACACAAAUGGAAGAGAAUUCAGUGCUACCCGACAUACCGGGUAUUCCAAACAUGUCGAACUUUGAUAAACUUUGGAUGUGCUUGUACAUAAGAUUAGGUGAUUUAUGUGUAGACUCUCGACCCGCUGUACGCAAAUCAGCCGGCCAAACAUUGUUUUCGACAAUUACAGCUCAUGGUAGUUUACUCAUGCAAACAACAUGGCAAGCAGUUGUUUGGCAAGUGUUAUUCCCCUUAUUGGACAAAGUACGAAUAUUAUCGAGUUCAGCAAGCAACGAGAAAUUCGAUACAGGUGGUAACAUUUUGAUUCAUCACACACGAAACACAGCUCAAAAACAGUGGGCUGAAACUCAAGUGCUAACAUUAUCAGGCGUAGCUCGUGUAUUUAACACAAAACGACAACUACUUCAAACGUUGCCGGAUUAUGCGAACGCUUGGGCUUUGUUGUUAGAAUUUAUUGAACAUUCCGCUCUUAGUAAAAACGAUGAAGUGUCAUUGGCUGCUUUAAAAUCAUUCCAAGAGGUUUUAUAUUUGAAUAAAGUGAAUGGUGCUGGCAAUGGCAAUGCAGAAGUGUUAGAUGAUACAAUCCCAAUGACUAAUGACUUGAAUAAAGGACAUGAUGGGAAUGGGAUGAAUUGUAGUUCAAGUGAACAAGAUAUGUGGAAUGUGGCCUGGAAACGAUGGUUAAAUAUUGCGUUGAAAAGCACAGCUCCACCUACAGAUCCAUCUCCAGUACAUGUUGGUGACUUGCCUGUGUCUGAGGCAUGUCAUCAGAGUCAGAGCCAGAGUCAACAUCACUCAACAUCAACAUCAGCAUCAGACCAACUAUUCUACAUACCAACACAAGCGUUCCUUACCACCUUAAUACAAAUAUUCCCAGCCAUAUAUCGCCAUAUAAAUAAAAAUUUUACUAAUCAAGACGUUCAACAGCUAUGUGAAGUUUUGUUGAAUGCGGUCACAGUGCCAAUGCAAGGUGAAUCAGCGCCCUACAUUUUGUCAACGUUGUCAGACUCGUCACUCACACCUUUACACGACUCGGUGCUCCAUGCAAUCGACUUGUUAACAAUUGAAGCGAUGUCAACGACAAACACGUCGCCAGCUCCAGAUCCCGACAUGUUGCCUCAUAUAUUUAAACAAUUGUUAGCGUUUAGUAAGCUGGCUUGUAAAUUCCCUUAUUAUGGUACGCUUGGCGAAGUGCGUUUCGUGCGCUCCACAAAGUCAAAUCCAUCAGAGUUUAAUUCAUUGAAUUACAUUCCGUUUGGUGAGAAGUCUUUGAAAAUGGCUGUCAGUUUGUAUGAGAGUAAUGCGUCAGCUCAGACAGUUAUACGUGCUCAAGUGUUGCACGCCAUUAUUGAAGCUUUACACGUGCCCUUAGCUUUGAAAUACAACUGCCCCUCUUCGAGUACUUGGAAAUUAGCUGCAGAAAGUUUAUUAACAGUAUUACGUAUUGGAUUACCAGUUGCCAGCAAGAAUAUGUCACAGUUUCAAAGUGAAUUAUGGACAGAAUUAGCAAACACUUUAAAAGAUUUUCUAUUUCCAAAAAGUGAACCUCCUUCAGAUCGUGGCCUUGAUGAAUUAGUACAAGAUGAAGCAAUUGAUUGUCAAAUAAUUGACUUACUUCGUAACGAAUUAUUGCCGUUUUCACGAGACCUCCCCAAAGACUUUAUCAUGAGUCUAAUUGUUUUAUUAAACAAAGGUUCAAUACAUUCCACCAGUUCACACGCUUCACACACAUCACACUCACACACGUCAAUGUUGAAUGACUGCGAAACGGAGUUAACGAUACGUGAAGAGUUUGCAAAGACAUGCUUUGAAACUCUUUUACACUUUUCAUUGUUCCACAAAGUUGAUCCAACGAUAUCAUCUGCAUCUAGUGUAUCUAACGCAUCGAACGUAUCUGUUGAUAACUCAACAAUAGACUCAACUAAUACUAGUACUAGUAGUAAUAGUAAUAAUACUAGUAAUACAACUAGCAACACCAAGACUGAAGCUGAAACGGCUGGACGGUUGGCAAUCACUACAUUGUUACAUCGCUUUAAAGAAGUUAUCAAGAAAUUUAACGAAGAUGAACUACAAAGUGGUAAAUGUCCAUUACCAAGAUUUCGAUUGUCUGAAAUAUCGUUUGUUUUAAAAGCGAUUACUACUUUAGUGGGUAUGAUGAAACAAGCAACAUCUGCACAAGUUAGUCCAAAUGCAUGGGAUCAAUUAAUUGAUUUAUAUCCUCAUCUGGUUGAAUGUACGACUACGUCAUCAUUACAAGUGUCACGUCCAUUACGUGAUGCUUUAUUACAAUACAGAGAUUUAUUACAACCACCUACUACUUAUACAUUAUUAAUAUCAUCUAAUAAUUAUAAUAAUAAUAAUAAUAAAACAACAACAACAACAACAACAUCAACAGUUAUUAAUAAUAAUCAACAACAACAAUUGUAGUGAUUAAUAUUGAAAACAGUAGCGUACAGUACAGUUACAGUUACAGUACCGUACAGUCAGUAUAUUAUAUUUAUAUUUAAUUAUUUAAUAUUGUGUUUGAUUUUUAUUUACUAUGAAUAUAGAUGAUCAACAAUCAAUUCAAAUAUACAGGCUGCCCCCCCCCCUCACUCACAGUGACCGUCCAUUAGAAGUUUAUGAAAAACCAAACAUAAUAGAAGUCUGAAAAUUGGUAUUCCAACAUAAUUUUAUUAUGUCUGGUUCUCCAGAAAAUUCGAAUGAUCGGUCGCUGACCGUGGAACACCCUGUAUAUAAUAAAUAAACUUCAUUAACUAACUAUUUAUUAUAAAUAUUAUAAAUAAAUAAUAAUAAUAAUAUAUACAAAAAAUAGUCAGUUCAAUGUAGAGAAGACAAUUUGGUAAGCGAGGUUUAAAUCCACUGCUGGAUAAAGGCCUCCCCUAGAUUUUUCCACCUUACCCUAUUCUGAUAUUCUCGUGUCUACAAACGAGUUAUAUACUUUUUGAAUAGAUCCGACCAUCUCAGAAACUGUCUGCGUCUCAUUCGUACAGUGUUUGACCAUCUUUCGUCAUCAAAUAAAUACAACAUAAUUAUUAUUAUUUUAUUUAUUUAUUAUAUUAUAUAAUACAUAAUUAAAUUGUUUAUCUAUUCAUAGAAUAACAAACAACAC